AUGGGAGGGAGCCCCCGGCUGAGUUCACAUCGAUGCGGGGAGAGACGAUACUCAGCAUAUGAACCCAGCGCUGGCAGCGGCAUAGACGCAACCAGCAAUGGGGAUCCCUCUCGAUAUACUGAUACCACGGAAAAUGAUGAUGACGUUGAUAACCAUGAUGAUGACAACAGUGGGGAUGAUGAUAACAACAGUGGGGAUGAUGAUGACAACAAUGGGGAUGAUGAUAACAACAGUGAGGAUGAUGAUGACAACAAUGGGGAUGAUGAUGAUAACAAUGGGGAUGAUGAUGAUAACAAUGGGGAUGAUGAUGAUAACAAUGGGGAUGAUGAUGACAAUAAUGGGGAUGAUAAUGACAAUAAUGAGGAUACUGAUGACAACAAUGGGGAUAAUGAUGAUAAUAAUGAGGAUGAUGAUAUCAACAAUGGAGAUGAUGAUGGCAACAAUGUGGAUGAUGAUGACAAUAAUGAGAAUGAUGUUGACAAGCAUAGGGAUGAUGAUGAUUAUGAUAAUCAUAACGCAUUUGCAGAUGACUUAUCAAACCAACUUCAUAAGGCUUACAAAAAAUCAUCUAUCGAAUCUGAUUGCUUCAAAGAUCAUUUAAGAAAGGAAAACUUAGAUAGUGUUAAAGAAUUAGCUCGACGCAAUAGAUGCGGUUAUUACCUGAGUCAGCAUAUAGGAUAUUUGCGAAGAAAAUUGUAUCCUGACUAA
Leptopilina boulardi is the source of this 708-nucleotide messenger RNA. RefSeq lists its product as uncharacterized. The coding region runs from base 1 to 708 and encodes 235 amino acids. NCBI's taxonomy places the organism in Eukaryota, Metazoa, Arthropoda, Insecta, Hymenoptera, Figitidae. The record is from RefSeq and is a predicted model, not a curated record. The transcript is spliced from 3 exons.